AUGGCGCCUCAGGCACAUAGCGAUGCUGCGGCCGACAAGAAGCGGCGGUGGAGCGGCGAGGGCGGCGUCCUGGUUCUGGUUGGCAUCCUGGCUGCCAUCACGCUCCACCUGCUGGUGUCCCGGGCCAGCGAGGCGCCCAGCGUCGGUAUCCUCGCCACCUGGCAGCCCGCACAGCCGCCAGCGGCACCGCUGUGCGUUGCGGGCCAGCUCCUGCUGACGGCACGGCGCUGGUUUGGCAGCAAGGUGCAGGGGAGCACCGCCGUGGGGAGCGCCACAGUGGACCUGUCUCGCAAAUCAGAGCUGCCCCUGGCGCCACCAGCCCCUGCACCGCCGGGAGACCCAUUGGUAGGCCAGUUGCAGCAGGAGCUGGCAGCUUGCAGCAAGGAGCUUUCAGCCACAACUGUACAGACAUCUGUGUGCCAGCAGGAGGCAGCAGCAUACAGCCAUGCAGCCAGCGACAACGAGCGGCAGCUGGCAGCCUGUCGCCACGGUGCCGGCAGCCUCAACGAGCAGCUGGCAACCUGCCGGAAUGCUGCCAAAACCAGCGCAGAUCAGCUGGAAGCAUGCGCCAGCGCUUCCCGGGACCACGAGCGGAAGGUGGGGGCCUGCAUCGGCGGCGAGCAGCAGUGCAGGGAGCAGCUUGCAGCUGCUGGCGCCGAGGGCGAGCGCUGCGUGCAGCAGCUGGCGGCCUGCCGAAGCACCGCACAGGACGGCGAGCAGCGGCUGAAAGCUGCUGUUGCGGAGGGGCAGCGCUGCGACGGCGAGCUGUCAGCCAGUGCCAGCGAGGCACAGGGCUGCAAGCAGCAGCUCCGCCAGGCAGUCGUGGAGCUCAGAGAGGCAGAGGCGGCGGCAGCCAGCGAUGCUCACACCUGCAAGCAGCAGCUGAGCCAGGCGGCGGUGGAGGUCAACGCUGCAGAGGCGCCGGCAGCCAAGGCCAUCGCUGCCUGCGCAGCCUCUGCGGCUGUUGUGUGUGAUAUCGACGCCGGCGCCGGUGCAGGGAGCCACAGUGCAGGCACCGAGGCCAGCCCUGCCUGGUGCACUUGUGACUUGUGCAAGGCGGCCUCCACCGCCGCGGUCUGCUGCGCGGCAGCCGUGCUGGCGGCAUCUGUCGCACUGCUGCGGGGCGAUCGCAUGCUGGCCCGGCUGCAGCAGCUCUUGGACGAGCGGGGAGAGCAGGAGGAGCAGGAAGAGGAGGAGGAGGAGGAGGCGGGUGCCGUGGCGGCAGCCACGGAUGUUGUCGAGGCCGUGCUUGAUGCGGGCGGCGCGGGCUCGGGUGAUGAGCACGAAGAAGGGGCAGCCUAUGAGGCGGCAGCGGAUGCCAGCGUGACUGUGUCGGUGGUAGGCAGCCUGUUGACGUCUCCAGACGCGGCUGGAGCGGAGGCACCGCCAGCAAAAGCGGUGCUGUCGCCACAAGAGAUGGCAGCAGAGCCAGCAGCAGGAGCGGCGCUGCUGGAGGCGCCACAGGCUGCACCGCAGCCGGGCCGGCCCCCGGUCCCUGCGCCAGCAGCCGGCGGCAGCCCGCCGGGAGAGGGCUUGGCCGGGCCCCGCCGCUGGCCGACGGCGCCAGAGGAGGAGGCAGCGGCUGCGGCAGCAGAGGCAGACGGCGCAGGCUUCCGGCCGCUGGAGGCUGGAGCAGCGCGCCUGGCUGCGACGGGCACCGUGCCGGGGCUGGAUGCCCCCGUCCCUGUGGGCACCGUGGCCAGGCGUGUGUCAGAGAUAGAGGAGCUGCUGCGCAGCCCGCCGCGCCCCGCCACUGCCCGGCGCAGCCUGCGGUACCCUUCCUUCCACCUCCCCUCCGCCCGCGCCGCCAGCUCUUGGUCCAAGCAUUUCGAUGGCAGCGAGGGCGCGGGCCCCUCCUCCUCUGACAGCGGCAGCUGGGACAGCGGUGAUGGCGAGGCGGAGGGCGGUGUCGCCGCCAGCGCCAGCCUGCAGCACAACCCGCUGUACCGGGGCGGGACUGGCGUAGCUGCCAGCAGCAGCGCCGAGGCGGAGGUGGUACUGUACUGCGGGGAGUCCAGCAAUCCACUGUACCGCCCCACCGCCAGCUCAGAGGCAGAGUGGGAGCAGGGCGCAGGGGAGGCGGGUGCCUGCGCCUUCUCCCUGCUCGACAACGAGCUGUUUGCCGCAACAGAGGCCGCCGCAAAGGAGCACGCGGCGGCGGCAGUGGCGCUUCAGGUGCAGCAGCUGCAGGACGUCGUGGCGGCGCUGCAGCAGCAGCUGGCCCGCCAGGCGGCUGCUGCGGCGGCGGCGCUGGAGUCGGCGCAGGCGGCGACCGCCGCGGAGCGGCGGGCGCGGCGGGAGGAGGCGGCGGCGGCCAGGGAGGCGCUGGCCGCGAUGUGUGCGCAGCUGGAGGCCGCCCAGCGGAGGCUGGCAGAGGAGCAGGGGGCGCUGGCGGCGGCGCGGCAGGAGGCGGCGGCGGCGCGCCGCCAGCUGGCGGCGCUGACCGCCCACCUGGAGCACCUGCAGCUCAUGGCGGCCUGUGAUGCCUCGCAGGCGGGGCGCCAGCUCGGCCUGCUCAGCCGCCUGCUGUCCUGCCGCUCCAGCGAGGCGGAGCGGCUGCUGGUGCAGCUGCAGCUGCAGCCGGGCGGCGACCUCCAAAGGGAGGCAGAGUUCCGGGCGAGCCUGGUGAUUAAGUCAAGGCCCACAGAGCUGCAGCUACGGAUCCUGGGCUGCUGCACCUGGGCCUUCCAAGCGCUGAGGGCCAGCGACUGCGCGAGCUCGCUGUGGGUCGCCUGGAAGCAGCCAGGCCUCCCCUUCAAGCAGCGGUGCUGGGCGCUUGCCAUUGGCAACCUGGUGCAGGUCAUGUGCGGCUGCCUGUGCUACCAUUCUGUGUACCCACCUCGCGACUCCGCCCCCACCCUGCUCUCCCUGUUCCUGGUCAUGAGCGGCAACGGCACCAUCUACCUGCUGGCAUUCAGCAAGCUGACGCCCCUCCCCUUCAGGUGGCAGGUGCCUCUGCUGACCGCCAUGGCCGUCGUGCUGCUGGCACAUGGUCCCGACUUCUGCACCAACCAGCAGCUGCAGCAAGGGUACCGGCUGAUCCAUGUCGUGUCCAGCGCUGCGCUGCCGCUGCUGGUGCCGGGCGCCCUGGCGGAGCUGCCAGAGGGAGCCCUGCUGGCGGGCCUGGUGGCGGGGCAGGACCCGCCCACGGCGGCUGCGCUGUGCCGCCGCUACCAGGGCGGCGCUGUAGUCUUGUGCUAUGCCGCGGUGGUGGCGCACCUGUAUGGCUCCGAGGUCCGCAGGAGGGAAGAUUUUGUGGAGCGGCGGAGCCGGCCAGGUGCGGCGGCGGCAGCAGCAGCAGCAGCAACAACAGCGGCGCAGUGGCAGGCCGAGCGCGCUGUCCCGGGAGCGGCAGCUCCAAUGCAGCGCGCUCCGGCGAGCAUGUCGACCUGGAUUUAA
Messenger RNA from Chlorella variabilis, 3399 nucleotides. RefSeq lists its product as hypothetical. The transcript has 9 exons. The record is from RefSeq and is a predicted model, not a curated record. Bases 1 to 3399 code for a protein of 1132 amino acids. Lineage: Eukaryota; Viridiplantae; Chlorophyta; Trebouxiophyceae; Chlorellales; Chlorellaceae.